Molecule: messenger RNA, 1916 nt
Organism: Drosophila arizonae
Lineage: Eukaryota; Metazoa; Arthropoda; Insecta; Diptera; Drosophilidae
Gene: List
Product: Lithium-inducible SLC6 transporter
Biological process (GO): amino acid import across plasma membrane; sodium ion transmembrane transport; nitrogen compound transport
Cellular component (GO): plasma membrane
Molecular function (GO): amino acid:sodium symporter activity; L-amino acid transmembrane transporter activity
Source: RefSeq, a predicted model, not a curated record
UGCGGUUCACUUGAGCUAAAUUGCUUCGAUGUGUGGAAUCAGUUGACAACGCGACCUCAAAGUGUGCGCAGUGCAGUGAAAAGAUCAAAUUAUCGUCGACAAUGUCCCCGAAGCAGACAGAGCUUAAGUCGGACGAGAAGCAGAAGUCGAAGGAGGAGUGGGGCAACGGCUUGGAAUUUCUCUUCUCCUGCAUCUCAUUGUCUGUGGGCCUGGGCAACAUUUGGCGCUUUCCCUACAUUGCCUUUCAGAAUGGCGGCGGCACCUUCGUAAUACCCUAUUUGAUAGCACUCUUGGUCAUCGGACGACCCGUUUACUACUUGGAGAUCUUGCUGGGCCAGUUUCGUGGCGGCGGCGCACUGCGCGCCUUCGAUCUGGCACCGCUGCUCAAGGGCGUGGCUGCCGGCCAGGUGCUGGCCACAGGCGCCUCCAUCACCUACUAUUCGAGCAUCAUGGCCCUAACGUUGCGUUUCCUGCUGGCCUCGUUCAGCGCCGAGCUGCCCUGGAGCAGCUGCCGGCCGAGCUGGGGCAGCGACUGCCACGAUGUGAGCGCGGCGAACGCCAGUGGCAAAAUGUCACCAGCUCAGCUGUAUUUUGAACGUGAAAUCCUCCAUGAGCUGCCCAACUUGGAUGAUGGCGUGGGCGUGCCCAAUUGGCAGCUCGUCGCCUGCUUGGCUGUGGCCUGGCUCAUCAUUGGCGCCGUGCUCAUACGUGGCAUCAAGAGCAGCGGCAAGGCCGCCUACUUUCUGGGCGUGUUUCCGUAUGUGGUGCUGCUGGUGCUGCUGUUGCGUGCCGUGACGCUGCCCGGCGCCUGGUCUGGCAUUGUUUACUUCUUCAAGCCACAGUGGAAGGAGCUGCUCAAUCCGCUGGUGUGGUAUGCAGCUGUUACCCAGGUCUUCUUCUCGCUGGCCAUUUGCUUUGGCACCGUGAUUACGUACGCCUCCUAUAACAAUUUCCAUCGCAAUGUGUACAACGACAUUGUUAUCAUCACAACAAUGGACUCGUGCUCCUCGAUAAUUGCCGGCUGCAUUACGUUUGGCAUUCUCGGCAAUUUGGCCAAACAGACGGGCAUCACGGACAUUGGCAGCGUGGUGAAGGGCGGCACUGGCCUGGCCUUCAUCUCGUAUCCGGAGGCGAUUGCCAAAUUUGAGUAUGUGCCACAGAUGUUCGCGGUCCUUUUCUUUCUGAUGCUAUUCGUCCUAGGCAUUGGCAGCACCGUCGGCAUGGGCUCCUGCAUCUUACGCGUCAUCCGCGACCAAUUUGGCAAACGUGCCGGCCCCAGCUGGGCCCUCGCUGGCGCUCUCGUUGCACUCGGCUUUGGCGUGAGCAUCGUCUAUGUGACGCCCGGCGGGCAGUUUAUAGUCAAUCUGAUCGAUUUCUAUGGCGUCUCCUUUACCGCUCUCAUACUUGCCAUCGGCGAGCUGUUGGCCGUGGCCUGGUUCUACGGCGUGCGUCGCUUCUGCGCGGAUAUCAAAUUCAUGAUGGGCAUCGAAACGGGCUGGUAUUGGCGCUUGUGCUGGGCUUACAUUACGCCCGGCCUGAUGGCCGCCGUGCUGCUCUACACGCUGCUCAACAUGGAGGAAUUGACAUACAAAGGCGUGCCAUAUCCACGUAUAGCAAACGUCUUUGGCUACAUCUUGGCUGCCUUGGGCCUGUUGCAGCUGCCGGGCUGGGCUUUCUAUGCCUACUACAAACAGCGUAAAAAUGGCAGCACUUUUUGGGAGCGUCUUUGCGCGGCCAGCCGACCAGCCGAGUCCUGGGCCCCAGCCAUUGCACAGCUGCCGCAGCAGCAAUAGCAGCAUUUGCCAUCGGCUGACGUUGCGUAUACGUAAUGUGUUUAGAGCAUGUGUCAAGUGCUUAUGGAAGUGUUUAAAGCACGAAAAAUGCAAUCUUUUGACACUGUCCAAAAAGAAAAGAAA